AUGUUGAGCUCCUCGAACUUCGACCUAUCAAAGGAUUCAAGAGUCGAUCAAGACAGUACUUUCAACUUCUACUACUACGCCACCACCUCACUUCCGUUAGGAUACCAAGGAUUCUGGAGAACUUCGACGGAGUUCCGCCAGAAGCUGGCUUUAGGUGAUGCUUUGACUGCAUUCACGAUUUGCGAGUACGACAAGGAUGGUGGUGGGGACAUUGAAGCUGUCUGGCUACGAGACCUGGAUGAGGCAGGCAUCGAUGAGCGUUGCGACGAAGGGGACUGCGAGUCCAUCAGAGAUGCGACGCAGUACAUGUGUGCUUUGGUGAUCCUCAGGUGCUUGAAAGCGCUCAGCGCGGACUCAAAUGCGAUCGGAUUGUGGGAGCGUGCCGUGCGAACUUUGAGUGAGGAGCACGACAACGACGAUGUACGGAGGUGGAUCAAGAGCGAUAGCGACGUAACGUUUUCGCUAUUCGAGUGUGACGACGACGCGGUCGAGUGUGGAAAUAGAUCUGGUGCCUUCUCAAUGGGCGCAUGUCGGAGGGAAGUAUACCCUUGGAACGAUUUUGAAGGAGAUAGGAUGAGCGAUGAAGCACUUGCAGAGAUAAAUGGACAGCUGAAUUUUGCAAGUGAGGGAAUGAUCGAGGCUCGCAAGUCGCUCCUACCGGAUUUGACAGCCGCAGCAGCAGCAGCAGCAAACCCUGGCAACUGCGACCCAGCCCCUGGCGCGGCUGCCCUCAGCAAAGCAGAUCGCAUUUUAGAACCUACAUCCACGUCAAACAAUUACAUCACCACCACGGCCCAACUCGGCCUCUUCGCCGUCAAAGAUCUCCCGCCCGGCACCACAGUCCUCACCGAGCGGUCUCCUCUGACCGCAAUUCGCCCUCACGGCGCCUCCCUCUGCGACGCCUGCGCCGGCGACCUCAAUUCCGACAACACAAAGACCUCAGCAGAAUCCUGUCCUGGCUGCGACAUCCCCUUCUGCAGUCCCGAAUGUCUCUCCAUCGCCGAAUCAUACCACAAGCCCAAUCUCGAUGACGCUUCCACCGAUGAUGGCUACCCACCCGCUUCAUCCCCAUUCUGUUCCGGCAGCCACAGCGAGACGACCGACGCCGCCAAUCUUGGUCGCGCCGAAAGCUCUACCACACCCGAGUGGGAUCUGUACUUCCUUCUGAUUAUCCGCGCCCUUCAGAUGGCGGAGACACAAGACCGUCACCCACUUGAGCUCUUCGAGUGCAAGUACCUCUGGGGCGACUUCAAUGAGGACCACGCCCCGAAACAUCUUGACACAAGCGACUCACCACCGACUCGAGGUCCCGCGCUCAGAAAGACACUCCCGUACAGCCUGACCCACCACACGAGUCUCCCAUUACAAUGGUUCGAGCUCCUCAUGCUCUCCCGCCCAGAUUCCUUCACUCCCUACUCCCGCAAGUGGCUGCAGUGCUACGACUGGUGGGUCAUCCAGACGCUCUAUGCGAAGUUUCGGGGUGUGGCUGAUGCCAAACUAUCCACUUGGUCAGGAGAGCCGGAGACCGCGAGCGUGUACCCCUUGUGGUGCUUGGCGAAUCACAGUUGUGAGCCGGGAGUGACUUGGGAAGGCGGUGGUGUCAGGAGGCUGCGUGUCAGGGAGGAGAAGGUGGUUGCGGCGGGGGACGAGGCAACGGACGCGCAAUGGAUUGGGGUGAAGAAAGACGAGGAGGUGUGGAACCACUAUACCGAUGUGCGGGAGAAGGACUAUCGCGUGAGGAGGAGCAGGCUGCGCGAAGUGCUGGGUGGAGAUUGUUGCUGUAGUCGCUGCUUGCGAGAGGAAGCUGCUGCGAAGGUCAACGGUCACUGA
Messenger RNA from Cyphellophora attinorum, 1830 nucleotides. RefSeq lists its product as uncharacterized. The coding region runs from base 1 to 1830 and encodes 609 amino acids. The transcript is spliced from 2 exons. Lineage: Eukaryota; Fungi; Ascomycota; Eurotiomycetes; Chaetothyriales; Cyphellophoraceae. Gene Ontology annotation, cellular component: nucleus. The record is from RefSeq and is a predicted model, not a curated record.